Colletotrichum chrysophilum is the source of this 1779-nucleotide messenger RNA. RefSeq lists its product as uncharacterized. Lineage: Eukaryota; Fungi; Ascomycota; Sordariomycetes; Glomerellales; Glomerellaceae. The transcript has a single exon. Bases 1 to 1779 code for a protein of 592 amino acids. The record is from RefSeq and is a predicted model, not a curated record. Gene Ontology annotation, molecular function: dipeptidyl-peptidase activity.
AUGCCGUCCAAUCAACCCUUCCAGGUAGCGAAUCUACGCAUUGAAAAGCCUUCCGUCGGCCACAACGGGUACGUUGGCUUCGAACACCGCACCGAGGUCCUACCAAAGGGUUGGAACAAGUUUCAAUCCCGCGCCCUCGACUCAGACAUCUUUGUCGAACAUGAUCUUGGCAUCAAGGUCCGCGAUGGGUGCACACUAUAUUGCGACGUCUUUCGGCCUCACAAAUACCCAACCAAGGUCCCAGCAAUCGUCUGCUGGAGCCCAUUUGGAAAGAAACACAACGGAAUCGGGAUGAUGAAGAAGAUCCGCUGGGGCGUUGGCGUCCCUGACGGCUGUCUCAGUGGCCUGGAGCGCUUCGAAGGCCCGGAUCCGGCUGAAUACUGCCCACAAGGGUUUGCCAUUGUCAACGUUGAUGCGCGCGGCGCUGGACAUUCCGAUGGAGAUAUCGUUAUCAUGGGCACCCAGGAGGGUGAAGAUGGACACGACGUGAUCGAAGCCCUAGCUAGGAUGGACUGGUGUAACGGAAGCGUCGGCCUCGCAGGGAACUCUCACCUGGGCAUCGUGCAGUGGUUUAUCGCGGCGACGCAGCCGCCUUCACUCAAGGCUAUAGCUCCCUGGGAAGCGUGCGGCGACCUAUAUCGUGAGCAGUUCGUCCGUGGCGGGGCAUGGGACAACGGGCUCUUCGAUCUCAUCACCAAACAAGUCAUUCGCGGCCACAACGGUCUAGAGGACUUCCGCGAGAUGUACCGCCGGUGCCAGACCAUGAACCACUAUUGGGCCGACAAGCGCGCAGACAUCAAGAAGAUUAGCAUCCCGACCUAUGUGGUGGCCUCCUAUUCCACGUUCAUGCACACAAUGGGCUCGGUCCGCGGCUGGCUUGACGUGCAGACGAACGAGAAAUGGCUCCGAUGGGACCCUUACCAGGAAUGGUACGACCUUUGGGUUGUCAAAGAGUCGAGGGACGAGCUUGCUCAGUUCUUCGGCUAUUAUCUCAAAGGGGAAAAGAGCAACGGCUGGGACAAAACACCUAAAGUCCGAAUGAGCUCUCUCAACUUCGGCAAUCGGGAGCCUAUCUACCCCAUCGUUGAGGAUGACUUCCCACUGCCGAGAACAGAAUAUCGCGAGAUGUUCUUUAGGGAAGACGGGACGCUCAGCUCGAGCCCUGCAACGUCUGACAGCGCGGUCAAAUACGAUGCCGAGGCUGGAUCAGGUGACACAAGCGGUUUUGUCGGAUUCAAGCACACUUUCACAUCCCAAACGCGUCUCAUGGGCCUUCCGAAAGCAGUUGUUUACAUGUCUUGCGAUGAACUUGAUGACAUGGUCAUAUACGUGUUGAUCCGCAAGCUGGAUCGCGACGGUCACGAGAUGAUGAAUCUCAAUAUCCCGUGGAAGGCCGCACCAUACUGCAGGAUGGAAGACAUACCCCUGGACGAGAUGAGCAACCUGCUGUUGUACUUUGGCCCUCUGGGCGUUUUGCGGGCCAGCCACCGAGCCAUUGACUCGUCCAUGUCGAUCCAUCCUCAGUACCCCUUUCACACACACUCCAAAGCGGACAAGAUUCCGCCAGGCGAGGUCGUCAAGCUGGAAAUUGGGCUCUGGGCUAUGGGUAUUGAUUUUGAAGAAGGCGAGAGCCUUAGGGUGCAAAUAUCUGGGCAAAGCCCGAUGAUUCCGGAGUACAAGGAGGCGAAGGCGGCGCCGGUUGAAGAUAAGAACAAGGGUUUCCACAAGGUUCAUAUUGGUCCGGAGUACCCCAGCAGAAUCAUUUUGCCGUUUGUAUGA